This is a messenger RNA of Coccidioides posadasii C735 delta SOWgp, 4109 nucleotides long. RefSeq lists its product as uncharacterized. Lineage: Eukaryota; Fungi; Ascomycota; Eurotiomycetes; Onygenales; Onygenaceae. Gene Ontology annotation, biological process: tRNA wobble base 5-methoxycarbonylmethyl-2-thiouridinylation. Gene Ontology annotation, cellular component: elongator holoenzyme complex; cytosol. Gene Ontology annotation, molecular function: protein binding; tRNA binding. The record is from RefSeq and is a predicted model, not a curated record.
GACAACGCAACACAGCCCGCCCAGGACAGCAGUGAACUGAUGCGCAAUGUCUGUACUUGUAUUCUGAGGACAAAUUCCUGUCACGUCAAUGAACUUCCGGCCGGUUUCCUGAUUGCCCACCGAAAUCCAAUAUAAAAAUGCGCAACCUAAGAAAUAUCCGCUUCGCGGAAAUCCCACUUCCAGAGGGGCUCCCCCUAACUGCGACUGCGUGGGAUCCCACCACGGACUCCGUUCUCUGUGCCUUUGGUCCAACAGAGACCAGUGCUGUUAUUGAACUGAGGCGCAAAGAGGAGGAUGCAUAUAUCAGUUCAAGCCUGGAGCUCCCGCUUGUCGCCUCGUGGGACGCGCUAUGUCCUCUCCCAGAGCUAAAAUGCGAUCGCAUUUUGUCAAUGCAAUAUUUUGCGGAUACCCUCUCUACGUGUCUAGUUCUCGAAGGAGGAGAUAUCAUCGUUGUGCGUGAGGAGCCACAGCCCGAAGAAGACAAAAUUGAAAUUCUUGGAUCUGUGGAUGUUGGGAUUACGGCCGCUGCUUGGGCGCCAGACGAGGAGCUCCUGGCGAUUACUACGAGAUCUAAUACGUUGCUUUACAUGACCCGUGAUUUUGAAAAUAUUGCAAACAUUUUAUUUUCUCCCGAGGACCUCAAGAUCUCGAGACAUGUCUCCGUGGGAUGGGGAAAGAGAGAAACUCAGUUCCAGGGGAAACGGGCCAAAGCUCUGCGGGACCCAACGAUGCCGGAGAAAGUUGACGAGGGGAAAUUAAGCGACCUGGACGAUGGAAAGACCUGCAUUAGUUGGCGAGGGGACGGUGCCUUCAUUGCUGUGAACAGCAUCGAAUCCGGAUCUCGACGUGUAAUCCGUGUAUUCUCUCGGGAGGGCGCUCUGGACAGCGUCAGUGAGCCGGUGGAUGGACUGGAAGGGGCUUUAAGCUGGCGCCCUGCUGGUAACCUGAUUGCCGGCAUACAGCGCCUUGAGGAUCAUAUCGAUGUUGUCUUUUUUGAACGAAAUGGCCUUCGUCACGGUCAAUUUCCGCUUCGGCUGGAAAUGGAAGAUAGAGACACUUGGGCUUCAUCUAUCGACCUGGCCUGGAACGUUGACUCAACUGUGUUGGCUGUCUUAUUCAGGGACAGAAUUCAACUCUGGACAAUGGGAAAUUACCAUUACUAUCUUAAGCAAGAAAUCCCGCUCACUUCCGAGUCUGAUCAAACUGAGCUUCUUCGUACAUUCCGCUGGCACCAUGAAAAGGCGACACGAUUUGUGACUGCUUCUUCAAGAUCAAUGAUCGACUCGGAUUGGGUUUUCGAUGUUUCGCGAGGUUCAAGUGUACUGCCCAAUGAUUUUGGCGCGGUUGGAGUCAUCGACGGGAAAACGUUAAAGCUUUCUCCAUUGAAAGUCGCUACGAUCCCCCCUCCGAUGGCUCUUUGCGAAAUGCCUUUAGAUUAUAAUGCGGUAGAUAUUGCAUUUAGCAAGUCAGGGACGAAAAUCGCAGUCUUGACCAGUGAAGGCAUCGCCAUAUAUUCAUGGCAACUUCGAACCUCACCGCCACCGGAACCGAGUCUUGAUUAUUUCUACCCAUUCCCACAGAUGUCAAAGCGGCCGAGACACAUCGCGAUGUUGGACGAAAACAUUAUCUACGUGCUGAUGCAAACCGACAUGUUUUCGGAAGAGGUAGAAAGGAUUGAUAUUGACACGAAGGAAGUAACAAUCGUCCUAUCGUCGACGGAGUCUGAUCGACUUGUAUCAAUCUUCCCUAACCUCGAGCAAAGUAUGCUCUGGAUUGCACAAGCAACUCCAGGUCGUAAACAUUUCUCAUACUCUUACAUCUCGAACGAAGGAGGCAAUGAUGUAUCCCCCAGUUCCUGGCCUGAGAGCCCAGCUCAGGAGACAAGCUGGGCGGCUGCAACGACAUCUACAGAAAACAGAGACGUCCUCUUCUCGCUUUCGAGAUCUGGUUCCCUCUAUGCCAACAAGAGGCUCCUUGUAAAGAACUGCACGUCAUUUUUGAUUACCCCCGCGCAUCUCAUCUUCACUACAACUCAACAUCUGCUGAAAUUUGUCCACAUAACAAACGUUGAUGACCUUGAAAUACCAGGAGAUGUUCCUGAAGCCGAUGAGCGUUGUAGAAGUAUCGAGCGAGGCGCACGAUUGGUUGCUGCUAUGCCAUCUAUCUUCGCCCUGACGCUGCAAAUGCCUCGUGGGAAUAUCGAAACCAUUUACCCUCGCGCGCUGGUUCUCGCUGGAAUACGGAAAUAUAUUGAGAACAAGAAGUAUCGGUCCGCAUACCUUGCAUGUAGGAGCCAUAUGGUGGAUAUGAACAUAUUGCAUGACUAUAUGCCAGAUCAAUUUAUGGCCAGCAUACAGUUAUUUAUUGACCAGGUGAAACGAAUUGAUUUUAUCGAUGAGUUUCUAUCUCGUCUGAGGGAUGAAGAUGUCUCCGAAACUCUGUAUAAGGACACUCUGAAAAUUGCACAUACCGAAGCGAAGGACGCUACUGCGAAGCCUGAACAGACCUCCGGCCUCCUACCUACAAUUUCCACACCAAAUAAAGAAAACAAGGUCAACAAAAUCUGCGAUGCAUUUUUGUCGGUUCUCUCAAAUCGGGUCGCGACCAAUCUUCAGAAUCUUGUCACAGCUUAUGUCUGUAAAUCUCCACCGGACCUGGAUGCUGGUCUUCAGCUUGUAGCAAAAUUGCGUGAACAAAGUGCCGAACAAGCCGAAGAAGCAAUUGAGCACAUGUGUUUCCUGACAGAUGCAAAUAGGCUUUUCAGCAAUGCUCUUGGUUUGUAUGACCUCGAGCUCACCUUGCUCGUGGCCCAGCAAGCACAGAGGGAUCCGAGAGAAUACCUCCCAUUCCUUCAAAAAUUGCAAGGACUCCCUGAACUUCGCCGCAGAUACGAAAUUGACAACCACUUGGGUCGAUAUGCAAAGGCUUUGAAAAGCCUGCAUGCGCUCCACGAAUAUGACGAGUUGAAACUGUACACGAUCAAACAUACUUUGUAUCGUGAAGCGUUGGAAUUAUACAAAUAUCAACCAGAUCUCCUUCGUGACAUGACCCAGCUAUAUGCUGACUACUUGCACGACCAGUCAAAGUACAAGGAAGCAGCAAUAGCAUAUGAGUCCCUCAACCACUACGAAUCAGCCUACGAAUCAUAUAAGAUCGCAAAUAUGUGGCAAGAAUGCCUUUACUGUGCAGCCCUUGUACCCCUUUCCGAAUCUCAAAUGACGGACCUCGCUCAAUCCCUGGCCACCGCUCUUGCUGAGAUCAAAGACUACAUUUCAGCUGCCAAUAUUCACCGUGAUUACCUCCAGGAUAUCCCUGGCGCAGCACGUCUUCUCUGCCGUGGCUCAAAGUUCGGCGAAGCUUGUCGCAUCCUCGCGCUAAACGGUCAUCAUUCCCUCGUCCCCGACAUCGUUGAUGGCUCCCUUGGGGAAACCAUGGGCACAAUGGUCGAACUCCUCGCGGAUUGCCGGUCUCAGCUCCUCGCUCAAGUUCCCCGAAUCAGGGAAUUACGCAUCCGACGAGUCACAGACCCCCUAGGAUUUUUCGGUGGCGAACCCGCUGGCGGAGCUGAAGGGCUUGAUAUACCGGACAACAUUUCCAUCGCACCCACCGAUGCUAGUACCAUGGCAGGAAGGAGUAUGUUCACGAGAUACACCGGCUCAACAUCCGUUUCUCGAAAGACUAGCAAGACACGACGUCGCGAGGAGCGAAAGCGCGCACGGGGCAAGAAGGGUACCGUAUAUGAAGAGGAGUACCUGGUGAACAGUGUUCGUAGAUUGAUGGAGAGGGUUAAUAGUGCUGUUGAGGAAGUAGAAGUCUUGGUACAAGCGAUGCUGAGACGGGGUAUGCGAGAGAGAGCUGCGGUGGUGGAGCAGAACCUCGACGAGGUAUUGACCAUGUGUAGGGGUUGUGUGGAGGAGAUAUUUGAAAUCAAGCCUCAAGCAGUGCCUGGUACCGAAGGAUCAGAAGAAGCCGAGCCGAAUGGAGGAGCGGUUCAGAGGGUUACGACGGGGGCAGAAGGUGUAUUUUGGGACACCUUGGAAGCAAAUGCGAAACCGAAAGAGCCGCCCGUUGUGAGAGAAUUUAAGAAACUGGCGCUACUGAGUGGUUAA